AGAGCCCCAUUGCUUGUUUAUUAAAAUUUAACCUCGACUUUUUUCUUAUAAAAGUACGAAAUUACUUUUGUGAGUAGGUAAAGAAUAUUUAAAUACAUUCUUGUAGUUUUAGUUUUUUUUGUAUUAUGUCGAAACUAAAGCCUAGUAAGAAGAAAAAGGUUAUCCCCUCUAAUAUUACAACUACUGAUUCCUUGCCACCAACUUCUAACUUGGGCGAGACUUCUGUUAAUAAACCAGAAAGUACUUUUUUAAAUCCGCAAGUUUCUUCUUCAGUGGAUGCUGGUUGUGAUUACCUCAAGAAUUCAAUUUUAGAAGAAGUUUUAAAUGAAAAGAAAGCAGCCCUUCUCCAAUCACCCGAAAUUAUGAAAUUUUUAUGUGAAGAACAAUUAAAAUUACAGAAAAAAUAAUAACUAAAGUUAUGGAACAGGAAGCUGGUGAUAGAUUAAAACCAAAAUUUACCAUCUCGGAUAGCUCCAAGUUUUAUCGGGACGUAAUUCUCAAUUGGAAGCCAGCAAGUGAAGUGUGGUCAUUUAAGCACGGUGAUGAUAUUCUAUGUGGCAGUGCCGCUUUGACUUCUUUCUACAUAAGCUACUUCUUUCGCAAACAACUCAAACUUAGACACUAUUCAAAACUUACUUGCUACACACCGGUCGUCGGCCUUUCUACAGCUGCUUGCUUUGUUGUUCAAAGUGGUAUCAUUAACUCAAAUAUCCUCAGUGCUGAUCGCUGUCCAUUGUGUAUUCUAACAAAAGCAUCCUACUUACAGCUGGGUGUAGGACUGAUCUAUCCACUAUUGAUGGCUCCUACUGUUAACUUCUAUAUUGCUGAUAAGUUACUCACAUAUCCUAUUCCUCCACUAGGACGUGCUCCUAGAGAAGUCUAUCAGUUAUGGUUAAAGUUUAUUCUAAAGAUUCCCCGACCCAUCUUUAUCAGUGCCGCAGCUCAAGUAUUUUUGGCUACUCUAAUAACGCAGCAGAAAAUGGCUUUUGUAAUUAGCAAUUUCUAAAACAGACUAUAGUUGUUAUAAUGUAGACAUUUUUCUUUAGUGUUUGAAAAUAAAACCUUUUCUGUGUUUCA
This is a messenger RNA of Parasteatoda tepidariorum (common house spider), 1077 nucleotides long. Its product is annotated as transmembrane protein 126. Gene Ontology annotation, cellular component: mitochondrion. The record is from RefSeq and is a predicted model, not a curated record. NCBI's taxonomy places the organism in Eukaryota, Metazoa, Arthropoda, Arachnida, Araneae, Theridiidae. Gene Ontology annotation, biological process: mitochondrial respiratory chain complex I assembly.